Molecule: messenger RNA, 1357 nt
Organism: Microdochium trichocladiopsis
Lineage: Eukaryota; Fungi; Ascomycota; Sordariomycetes; Xylariales; Microdochiaceae
Exons: 3
Coding region: 347-1129 (260 amino acids)
Biological process (GO): regulation of DNA-templated transcription
Molecular function (GO): DNA-binding transcription factor activity
Source: RefSeq, a predicted model, not a curated record
UUGCAAGACAGAGUCCUUCAAUCACGGCUGUCACGUUCCAACACUGCAUUUCACCAUCGGAACGGCCACACCCAGCCCUUAGGGUGUGUCCUUAUGCGUCUAUUUGUGGAAACAUCGAGGUCUGAACCUUGUGAACGUACACACAGGACUCCGAUAGGCUUGUUCUUUUACGAUCUGGUCUUCAGGAACAUCUUGCACAACAUUCAGACGAGUCUAUAUAUUGACUGCUGAAUGUCCUGGAUCUCGGCACCGCUGGACCCAUCUUGGACAACAACAUCUUCAACAUCAGGUCCAAAGCACGAGCAGGACUCAUUCGCCCGGGAGUAUCAUCGCCGCUUCUCUCGUCAUGGAUAAACAGUCUUCAUCUUCCAAAAGCCAGAAGGCGCCAAAGCCUCGCAACAGUGAGCUACGCAAGGAGCAGAACAGAAUCGCCUCGAGAGCUUAUCGUGAAAAACGCAAGCAGAAGCUUGCUUUGCUUGACGAGAUCUUGCGGACCGAAUCUCGUGACUCGAGUAGUCCGUCCUUGCCAGACGACUCCGAGGACUUCAUAUCAAGUCUCGCACCCCCACAAACUCGUCACUCUUCAUACAGUCCGACUCCGAGCAUCAGCCAUGCGAGCAUCGAGUCAAAUGCACCAGACCAUGCACCCGCACAAUGGCAAUAUCGAGAUUACGACCAAGAUGUGUAUCAGAGUCCAGAAUGGCACCCUGCAACAAGCCUAGCGACAGCACCGCCAACUCCAAGGCAUGAUUUGCUGACCCCGGGCAUGUCUGGUUCGCCAUAUCUUGCUUCCUCCGACCACUACUACACCGUACCAGGAUCCGAACACUCUUCGUUAUCGACAGACUCGUCCUAUCCCGCACCUCUGGGAAUGGGCGAUCAAGCGGUGGUUGAUUUGGGUUAUUUGGAGCAUCCCACUCCUUUUCGCGACGACUACUCGUAUGGACAGAGAUUCCAUGCUACGGGUCAUGGCCAUGUGGUGCCGACGGUACCGGAGAGCUUCAUCAGGCAAGACGGCAGCCAUAACCAGCAAAUGCUUGCAACACACCGCAGGAACCGGAGCUCAUCAAGUCCAGCACAUGAUGAACACAAUUUUGCUUACCCAUAUGGUACGCUCUAUCCUGUGUAAGUCCUGCUGUUGAGAGGCAGUGGCACACAACUCUCCAAAACAAGGUUGCGCAUACAACAGCCGUGUUGUGGUGACAUGAGCCUGCGUAGCGCAACUACAAGCCGGCAGGACCUUCGAAGGAUCAGCACUCGGGCGCCCCUAGCUCUGCAAAAGCAGACGGUUCAGCGCCCGUCACAUUGCAGCUCAUAUCAUGUUGGUCGACACACCCGACGUGGGCCUACAAUUUGC